UGAGGCGCCCGCGGGAGGCGGCGGCGUGAAGAGAGGGCUCUGGGCGCGGACACCUGGCAUCCUGGUGUCCGCCUUCCCUUGUGCAUCCUGUCUUUGGGUUGGGGCGGAGUCACAUCACAUAAACUUUUGGAUAAUACUCGUUUCCUGGUCUCAGUUUCCACCGUGGAAAAUUGAGGCACAAGUGCUUCCCUGUGUCAGGGUGUCAUGGAAGGGCUGCUGACAAGAUGCAGAGCACUGCCCGCUCUGGCCACCUGCAACCACCAGCUCUCUGGGUACAUUCCCCGCAGGUUUCCCCACUGUGCCCCAGGGAGAGGGAAGCGCUUGGCGCUGUCCUGCAUGUUCCAGCCCCAGAACCUUCGGGAAGACCAGGUGCUCCCAGUGGAGGGCAGAUCUGGCGACCUGACCUGUAAGAGCCAGCGGCUGAUGCUGCAGGUGGGCCUGAUCCACCCAGCAAGCUCCGGCUGUUACCACCUCCUGCCUUAUACUGUUCGUGCCAUGGAGAAGCUGGUGCGGAUGAUAGACCAGGAGAUGCAGGCCAUUGGCGGGCAGAAGGUCAACAUGCCCAGCCUCAGCCCAGCAGAGCUCUGGCGAGCCUCCAACCGGUGGGACUUGAUGGGCAGGGAGCUGCUAAGACUUAGAGACAGACACGGCAAGGAAUACUGCUUAGGACCAACUCACGAGGAAGCCAUUACAGCCCUGGUCGCCUCCCAGAAGACACUGUCCUACAAGCAGCUCCCAUUCCUGCUGUACCAGGUGACAAGGAAGUUUCGGGAUGAGCCCAGGCCCCGCUUUGGUCUUCUCCGUGGCCGAGAGUUUUACAUGAAGGACAUGUACACCUUCGACUCCUCCCCAGAGGCCGCCCGGCAGACCUACAGCCUGGUAUGUGAUGCCUACGGCAGCCUGUUCGACAGGCUGGGGCUGCGGUGUGUCAAGGUCCAGGCAGACGUGGGCAGCAUCGGGGGCACGAUGUCUCACGAGUUCCAGCUCCCAGUGGAGAUCGGAGAGGACCGGUUUGCUGUCUGCACCAGCUGCAGCUUCUCGGCCAACGUGGAGACGCUAGGCUCGUCUCAAAUGAACUGCCCUGCUUGCCAGGGACCACUGACUGAAACCAAAGGCAUCGAGGUGGGGCACACGUUUUACCUGGGCACCAAGUACUCCUCCAUUUUCAAUGCCCAGUUUAUUAACAUCCAUGGCAAACCUUCCCUGGCUGAAAUGGGGUGCUAUGGCUUAGGUGUGACACGGAUCUUGGCUGCUGCCAUUGAGGUUCUCUCUACAGAAGAUUGCAUUCGCUGGCCUAGCCUCCUGGCUCCUUACCAAGUCUGCCUCAUCCCCCCGAAGAAGGGCAGUAAGGAAGAGGCGGCUGCAGAGCUCACGGGGCAGCUGUACGACCACAUCUCAGAGGCAGUGCCGCAGCUUCGUGGGGAGAUCCUACUGGACGACAGGACCCAUCUGACCAUUGGAAACAGACUGAAGGAUGCCAACAAAUUUGGCUACCCCUUUGUGAUCAUCGCUGGCAAGAGGGCCUUGGAGGACCCUGCCCAUUUUGAGGUUUGGUGCCAGAACACCAGCGAAGUGGUCUUUCUCACCAAAGAAGCAGUCAUAGAAUUACUGAGCCACGUGCAGGUUGUCUAAAUGCCCCAGCCCACCCUCCUCAUGUCGCGCCUUGGAGUUCAUUCUAAUGCUGCUCCCUUUCCUGCACUCCUUUCUGGGGCUGGUCUCAGAAACAGGGCAGCUCAUGGACGAUGAGCACAUGUUAGGGAAACCAAUUUUUAUCCAGUCAUUGGUUCAAACUAUUUGUAUUUAAAGUCAUUAGCUUGGUCCCUUCUCUGGCCUGGCCAUGCUGCCACAUACCAUUCCUUUGAUAUCUUCUGUUAGGAGGCAGGGAGGCAAGAAAGAGCAGACUUCUUGUCCUGGCCCUGAGGCGAGUCACUUCCCUUCUGUCAGCUGUUUCCCAUGUGGGAGUGGCUGAUGGCCGAGGCCCUCCUGGCUCCAUAGUCUGACCACAGGCCACUUGCUGCAUAUAGUCUGGAGAGCAGGCCAUGAGAAAAUGGAACUAGAUCUGUAAAGUCUUAAACAGCUGUCUGUCACUGGCUGGUUCCACGAGAGGUUCAUAACAGACAGAUCUGGUUCCUCUAAUCCCCUUUAGUCUAAGUUACACAGAAAGUUGAUAUAAUCAGCUAAUGGCCCCAAUAGAUCUACUCUAUUGAGGUGGCUCUGCACUGAGAUCAUGUUGAGACGAUGGAAUAAAGUCAAACUAUUGG
Molecule: messenger RNA, 2261 nt
Organism: Myotis brandtii (Brandt's bat)
Lineage: Eukaryota; Metazoa; Chordata; Mammalia; Chiroptera; Vespertilionidae
Gene: PARS2
Product: prolyl-tRNA synthetase 2, mitochondrial (putative)
Exons: 2
Coding region: 205-1632 (475 amino acids)
Biological process (GO): prolyl-tRNA aminoacylation
Cellular component (GO): cytoplasm; mitochondrion
Molecular function (GO): proline-tRNA ligase activity; ATP binding
Source: RefSeq, a predicted model, not a curated record